This is a messenger RNA of Haliotis rufescens (red abalone), 960 nucleotides long. Its product is annotated as serine/threonine-protein phosphatase 6 regulatory ankyrin repeat subunit C-like. Gene Ontology annotation, molecular function: protein binding. The transcript has a single exon. The record is from RefSeq and is a predicted model, not a curated record. NCBI's taxonomy places the organism in Eukaryota, Metazoa, Mollusca, Gastropoda, Lepetellida, Haliotidae. Bases 1 to 960 code for a protein of 319 amino acids.
AUGGCGAAGUGUGUCCUCUCAUGGAACAUCAUUGACAUCGACAGCAGGGGAAAGUGCGGUAUGACACCAGCGAUGAUGGCAGCAGUGUCAGGGUGUAGAGAACUGCUCAUCCUGCUUUUGCUAGAAGGAGCUGAUACAUCGCUAAUGGACGAUCGUGGUAACACCGCGUUCCACUGGGCUUGUACAGUAGGAGAUGUUGAAGUGGUCCAACACUUCCUAUCGAUGGGCAAUGUCGACAUCGAUGGUCCUGGACAGGAUUCAUGGACACCGGUAAUGAUGGCUGUUAGGAAAGGACACAGAGGAGUGUUUUCUUUACUAGUGGAAAAAGGAUGUGAUAUGACGCUUGAUGCUGGUGGUGCAAGUAUCCUCCAUGCAGCCUGCACUGGGGGAGAUGAGGAGAUAGUGGAGUAUGUCUUGUUACAGGACAUUGUGGAUAUUAACAAAAGAGAAAAGACUGGGAGGACACCCGUGAUGAUGGCAGCCGAAAAGGGACACAGAAAAGUAUUUGAAGUCCUUUUGAGUAAAGGCAUCGACAUGAAACCAGAGGUUGAUGGCAAUAGUACCAUUCUUCACCUAGCCUGUGUUGGAGGAGACGUGGGGAUUGUAAGCUCUAUCCUUUCACUUGGCACUGUUGACAUCAACGGGAAGGGAAUGUAUGGGAGGACGCCUGCGAUGAUUGCAGCCGAGUUUGGACACUGGCGAGUGUUUGACCUGCUUGUCAAAAGACAGUCUGAUAUUUCCAUCAACGAUCAUUUCGGCAACAGCUGCCUUCAUGUGGCCUGCCUUAGAGGCCGCGUGGAAAUGGUCAAUUAUUUGCUCUUUCAUCAACUUUGUGAGAUUAAGGCAAUCAAUAAUCAAAGUUCAACACCAGCGAUGAUGGCAGCUGCAGGACGACACAUGUCGGUGUUUCAUAUUCUUACAUCAUAUGGCAUCCUAAGCAAUGUAUUGUUUACCCAGUGA